AUGACGACCUCCUGCUGCAUCGCCAACAGCUCCUCGGCCUCUGCCAAGAGCUGCCCCCGGCCUUCCUCCGUCUGCUUCAGCAACGUGAGCCGCCGGCCUGAGCUGUGCCUGGGCUACGUGUACCAGCCCACGACAUCCAUGUCUUCCAUCUGCUUGCCCACCACCUACCAGCCAGCCAGCUGCUUCCCCAAGAGCCGCCUGCCCAGCUCCUGCCGGCUCAGCAGCCACCGAGCGGCCAGCUGCGUCUCCAGCCCCGUCUAUGGCUGCUACUUCGAAGGCUCCUUCAAUGGCAGCGAGCGGGAGACCAUGCAGCUCCUGAACGACCGCCUGGCCAGCUACCUGGAGAAGGUGCGGCAGCUGGAGCGCGAGAACGCAGCCCUGGAGGGCAAGAUCCAGGAGGCCUUGCAGACCCAGGUGGUCACCGCGGGGCCCAACUACCAGUCUUAUUUCAGGACCAUCGAGGAGCUCCAGCAGAAGGCUCUGUUCACCAAGGCGGAGAACGCCAGGAUGGUGGUGCACAUUGACAACGCCAAGCUGGCUGCCGACGACUUCCGGACCAAGUAUGAGUCGGAGGUGUCCCUGCGGCAGCUGGUGGAGGGAGACAUCAACGGCCUGCGCAGGGUCCUGGACGAUCUGACCCUGUGCAAGUCAGACCUGGAGGCGCAGGUGGAGUCCCUGAAGGAGGAGCUGCUCUGCCUCAAGAAGAACCACGAGGAGGAAGUCAACACCCUCCGAUGCCAACUCGGGGACCGCCUUAACAUCGAGGUGGACGCCGCGCCCCCUGUGGACCUGACCAAGAUACUGGAGGAGAUGCGGUGUCAGUACGAGACGGUGGUGCAGAGCAACCUCAGGGACGUGGAGGAAUGGUUCAACACGCAGAUGGAGGAGCUUAACCAGCAGGUGACCACAAGCUCCGGGCAGCUUCAGAGCUACCAGUCGGACAUCAUUGACCUACGCCGCACGGUCAACGCGCUAGAGAUUGAGCUGCAGGCCCAGCACAGCCUGAGAGACUCCCUGGAAAACACGCUGACAGAGACGGAGGCCCGCUACGGCUCCCAGCUGACCCAGAUGCAGGGACUCAUCAACAACGUGGAGUCGCAGCUGGGUGAGAUCCGGGCGGACCUGGAGCGGCAGAACCAGGAGUACCAUGUGCUGCUGGAUGUCAAGGCCCGGCUGGAGUCGGAGAUCAGCACGUACCGGAGCCUGCUGGAGAGCGAGGACUGCAAGACGCCCUGUAAUCCAUGCGCAGCUUCCUCCGUGCCCCCUUGUGUGCCUUCUCCCUCGGUGCCCCGCACCAUCUACGUGCCUUGCACGCCCUGUCCCCAGGGCUGCCACUGAAGUCCCUCUGCGCUG
Messenger RNA from Lepus europaeus (European hare), 1353 nucleotides. It is a transcript of the gene KRT32, whose product is annotated as keratin 32. The transcript is spliced from 7 exons. NCBI's taxonomy places the organism in Eukaryota, Metazoa, Chordata, Mammalia, Lagomorpha, Leporidae. Gene Ontology annotation, molecular function: structural molecule activity. The record is from RefSeq and is a predicted model, not a curated record. The coding region runs from base 1 to 1338 and encodes 445 amino acids.